Molecule: messenger RNA, 3863 nt
Organism: Eublepharis macularius
Lineage: Eukaryota; Metazoa; Chordata; Lepidosauria; Squamata; Eublepharidae
Gene: FAM171A1
Product: family with sequence similarity 171 member A1
Exons: 8
Coding region: 26-2725 (899 amino acids)
Biological process (GO): regulation of cell shape; stress fiber assembly
Cellular component (GO): plasma membrane
Source: RefSeq, a predicted model, not a curated record
GCGGCGGCUGCAGCGGCGGUGGAAGAUGAGCAGGUCUGCAGCGGCGGCGGCGCUCCUGCUUUGCCUGCUGGGCUGCAACGUGUGGAAGGCGGUGACGAAGACCUUGGGGGCGGCCGACGCGGCUCAAGAAGUGACGCUGAAGGUCCACGUAAGCGAUGCCAGCACACAUCAGCCAGUCACCGAAGCCUUUAUUGAGAUUUUUACCAACCAGAUUCCUAUUGCCUCUGGAACCUCAGGAGCAGAUGGCACUGCCUUCAUCAAGUUUCAGUAUAAGCUGGGCAGUCAGCUUAUAGUUACUGCAACUAAACAUGCUUAUGUGCCAAACUCUGCACCAUGGAAACCUAUAAGAUUGCCUGUGUUUUCUUCUCUGAGCCUUGGCCUUCUUCCUGAACGUUCUGCUACUCUAAUGGUGUAUGAAGAUGUUGUACAGAUAGUCUCAGGAUUUCAAGGUGCACGGAUUCAACCACGAGUUCAUUUUCAAAGGAGAGCCCUCAAGCUGCCAGAGAAUACCAGCUAUAGUGACCUCACAGCAUUUCUUACUUCAGCUAGUUCACCUUGGGAGGUGGAUAGUUUUCCUUAUUUACAAGGAUAUGAUGGCAAUGGAACUGGGAAUAACACUAGGUAUGAUCUUACUCCUGUCACUGCAGUUAGUGUUCACUUACUCAGAAGUGAUGGGACACCAGUUCCUGUGAAUGGGCCCAUCUUUGUAACAGUGCCUCUCCCAACCAACAGCAACUUGAAGCACAAUGCCCACGUGCCGGCUUGGAGAUUUGACCAAAAAUUUGGGACAUGGUUGAAGAGCACUUUAGGUGCCAUACAACAAGAAGGAAAUGAGAUGACCUGGUCAUACAUUGCCCCUCAGCUGGGGUACUGGGUUGCAGCCAUGUCACCCACCAAUCCAGGCCCCACUGUAACCCAGGACAUAAGCACUUACCACACAGUGAUUCUUUUGGCAAUUCUAGGCGGGAUGACCCUUAUACUUCUUGUUUUACUGUGCCUCCUUUUAUACUAUUGCAGGAGAAAGUGCUUAAAACCACGUCAACACCAUAAGAAACUGCAGCUUUCUUCAACACUCGCUGGUUCUAAGAAGGACCAGUCAACCUCUAUGUCCCAUCUUAACUUGGUAUUUUCACGGCGUGAAUCAGAAUUUCCUGGUGGACUGUCUGCUGCUAGCCAUGGACGCACACAAUCCUCAGACCGCAAGGAGCUGAUGGGGGCUGUCCGCAUGGAGAAAACGUGUUCAGGUGGAGAAGCAGACAUGCACACCCCCAUGCUCAAACAUACAUACAGCACCUCACAAGAAUUUAGUUCCCGAGAAGAACUGCUUUCCCACAAGGAGCAGGACCAGAGCAGGAUGUCUCUAGAGAACAUGACUUCUAGUGGCACUUUGCGAAAAGACUACCUUAAGUCAGUGGACACUUUUGGGACCAACCCAAGGAAAUCAAUGGAAACAUCAGAAGGGUAUGACACCACUAACAUGGAAGAUCACAGGAGGAGUUAUAAUGCAAUGUUGUCUCGGCCUCUGUUUGAAAAGCAAGAGCAAGCUUCCAUAAACCAUAUUUCUACAGGAAGCAAAUACAAUGUUCAGGAGCAACUGUACCCUAUCCCUUCGGCGCCUGAAACAGAACUGCUCGACUGCAGACCUACUGAAUGUAUGAUGUCUCGCUCUGUUGAUCAUCUUGAAAGACCCACUUCCUUCCCUCGGCCAGGUCAGCUGGUCUGCUGUAAUUCUGUUGAUCAGGUUAAUGACAGUGUUUACAGAAAAGUGUUGCCUACAUUAGUCAUCCCCGGUCAUUAUAUGAAACUUCCCGGGGAACAUCCUUACAUUAGCCAACCUUUGGUUGUUCCUGCCGAUCAACAAAUCGAUAUUGAAAGACUCCAAGCAGAAAUGUCGAGCCCUCAUUCCCAGCUUUUCCCACAUUCCCAACAACAGAUGCAGCCUCAACAGCUGGCUGCCCAAGCGAUAUCUCAACAACAUUUGCAAGAAGCGGGUGCAAGUGAAUGGAACCCUCAAAAUGUGUCUAUGUCUGAAUCAGUGUCCAUUCCCGCAUCACUUAACGAUGCCUCUUUGGCACAAAUGAAUAGUGAGGUGCAGCUUCUUACAGAGAAAGCUCUAAUGGAAUUAGGAGGCGGUAAGCCUUUGCCUCAUCCUCGAGCCUGGUUUGUCUCUCUAGAUGGGCGUUCGAAUGCUCAUGUUAGACAUUCGUAUAUUGAUCUGCAAAGAGCUGGAAGGAAUGGAAGCAAUGAUGCUAGUUUGGAUUCUGGCGUUGACAUGAAUGAGCCAAAAUCUGCUCGAAAGGGAAGGGGAGAUCAUUUGUCAAUACAACAUCUUCAUCAACAAGUGCAAGAACAUCCGCAGAAAGAGCAAAAAGUUCCAGAAAGCUCCUAUACACAACUUGUAUAUUUGGAUGAUAUGGACCAAAGUGGCAGUGAAUGUGGAACCGCCGUGUGCAGCCCAGAAGACAGUACUCUGCGCUGCCUGUUGGAGGGAGGGGGCAGAAGAACAGGCGGCCAGUUACCCAGCUUACAGGAAGAAACAAUAAAAAGAACUGUAGAAACCUCACCAGAGCCUUUAACCAGUCCAGAGCAUGGAAUAACUAUCCGCAGUGAAGUUGAAGAUGACGACGACGACGACGACGACGAUGAUGAUGACCAAGGGGAAGAUAAAAAAAGUCCUUGGCAAAAGCGAGAGGAAAGGCCACUCAUGGCUUUCAAUCUGAAGUGAGCUACCAUAAAUCCAGUUUUUUCCCCAUGGAAUAUAAAAUUGCCAAAUAUAUAUAUUUUUGGGUGGGUGUUCUCAGUUUGACUGUAGAAGGAAAAAAAGAAGGGAAAAUAAAUCCCUCUGGUGGACUGCGGAGGAAAUACACUCAAAAGAAUUACUGUUUUGAUGGUUGCAAAUAACUCUUCAAAGCGAUUCAAAGAUUACUUCUGAAAAGAGUUUAUAAGAGCAUUGACUAUUACUUCGUUUACUUGACUUCAGCCAUCAAGGGCAUUUGGACAUAUUUGCAAGUUGUAUGGCAGAUUAUGACCUCAGAUUUCCCUGGAAAGGGAUCUAUGUGAAACUUUAUUAUGUUUUCUUGAUUCAACUCUAUCAUGAUGAUGCUACUGAAAGGGUAUCUUAAAUUAGAGUUUGACACUUGAUUCUACAGAUAUGCAUUAUCUCAAAGGAAGGCUAUGCAUUGCUGCUUUUUAGUAAACUUUUUGCUUAAACUAUGCUUUUCUUACUUAUUUACAAAGUAGUUGUAAACAUUUUACAUCUUAACUACAGCCUGCUCAGCAAUUCAGUUUUAUCUCCUUGAAGCCUGAGUAGCAGUUCUUGGUGUUGAAGAGCCUUUUUAUGAAACCAAACUGAAUUUUAGGUCAGCUGCAGUUCCUCCAGUUCUGGUCCCCAUUCACUCCAAGUGCCUUUUUUACAGGAAAAAUUAAUAGCCCCUUCUUUUGCCAAUGCCUUGAAUAGUCAAAUUUUUAAAAAUUUCUAAAGCUGUACCUUUUCUUUAAACUGCAUGCCAUCAAGUGUCUGUGCUAAAAGACUCCUCAUUUCACUACAAUGUAUUCUCUAAUGAACAGUGUGUACUGUGGUUUCUGUUUAGCAACAUAAGCUAGAGGACACCUUUAAAAAACCCAAAGUAGCCAAGAAGAUCGUUUCACUGACUGUACAUACGAUGUAUAUAGGUUCAAGUAACAUGGACUAUGGACCAAGCAAAUGGACUUAUAAUGUGUUUUAGAAAUGUCGGGCAAAGUUAUUAUGUACUGUCCAAAAGUGCCAGAUACACUUCUGUGCUUUCUCUAUAUAGAGUUGCUUGGUUAUACAAAAAUUAUAAUUGAAAAAUAAACUUUUUAAAAAUUGAGGAUUUUUAAAAUUC